GACAAGGAGUUUCACACCGAGAGGUUGGCCUCCGAUCAGUCGGUGGACAUCCGAGUGGUCGGGCAUGUGAUCACACACUCCACCACUUUUCUCAUCCGAAUACACGGAACCUUUAUGAUAGUAGCGUGGCUGGGAUGUGUGAGCAUUGCCAUAUUCAUGGCCCGGUAUUUCAAGCACCUGUGGCCCGAGGAAACACUAUUUGGAGUUCAGAUAUGGUUUGCGGUCAACACAUCGAUCACUAAUGCUAUCAUCACUGAUCAUGAUAUUGAUAGCAUCCAUAAGUAUCUGGAUAUAUGUGGGCACAUUUAUACCGGGUCCGCACCAGUUGUUUGGUUUGGCAGCCAUUAUAAUAUCGGUGGUGAACCCGAUUGGGGCCGCAAUGAGACCCAAACCCUUGUCGUCCAAGCGAUGGAUAUUUAA
Oppiella nova is the source of this 420-nucleotide messenger RNA. Lineage: Eukaryota; Metazoa; Arthropoda; Arachnida; Sarcoptiformes; Oppiidae. The record is from the annotation of a GenBank genome assembly.